This is a messenger RNA of Acanthopagrus latus (yellowfin seabream), 7046 nucleotides long. RefSeq names its product exocyst complex component 6 (gene exoc6). Gene Ontology annotation, biological process: Golgi to plasma membrane transport; intracellular protein transport; exocytosis. The record is from RefSeq and is a predicted model, not a curated record. Gene Ontology annotation, cellular component: membrane; exocyst. The transcript has 25 exons. NCBI's taxonomy places the organism in Eukaryota, Metazoa, Chordata, Actinopteri, Spariformes, Sparidae. The coding region runs from base 229 to 2682 and encodes 817 amino acids.
AACAAUGGAGACAACAGCCAACAGAGGCACUGAUGUGGUUUCCUUGUCCCCCACGCUGUGUUGGGGUAAAGCUCUGCGGAUGUAACGACCGUUAACGUGGAGGAUCUGAGAAAAUAGAGUGCCGACACUGAAAUCGUCGCAGCUGUGAUGUGUCCCCCACAGGCUGGAGCUCACACUGACAUGUAGUCCCUCCGCUGUAGCUUCAGUCAGAGCCGACACACAACAAUCAUGGCGGAGAAUGAAACCUUGGAGUGUAUAACGGAGCACGAGCGGAUUUUGCAGGAGAUUGAGAGCACCGACACGGCUUGUGUCGGUCCCACUCUCCGGUCUAUUUAUGAUGACCAGCCCAAUGCCCACAAGCGCUUCAUGGAAAAGCUGGAUGCCCGAAUAAGGAAUCAUGACCGUGAGAUUGAGAAGAUGUGCAAUUUCCACCACCAAGGCUUUGUGGAUGCCAUCACAGAGCUCCUCAAAGUCCGUGCUGAUGCAGAGAAACUGAUGGGUCAAGUUACUGACACUAAUCGAAGACUACAAGAAGCUGGGAGGGAGGUGACAGCUCAGACAGAGGAGGUGAUCCGCUGUCGAAUCCAGCAGAGGAACAUGGCCACCACUGUGGAGAAGCUCCAGCUCUGCAUACCAGUUCUAGAAAUGUACAGCAAACUGAAGGAGCAGCUGGAAUCCAAAAGAUACUAUGCUGCGUUGAAAACCAUGGAGCAGCUGGAGAAGGUCUACAUCCCCAGGGUCAGUCAGUAUAGGUUCUGUCAGAUCAUGGCUGAAAACCUGCCCAGACUGAGAGAAGAGAUUAAGGAGAUCUCCAUGUCGGACCUCAAGGACUUCCUGGAGAGCAUCAGAAAGCACUCAGACAAGGUUGGAGAGACUGCCAUGAGACAGGCUCAGCAGCACCGAACAUUUAACAGUGCCGUUGCCAAGCAGGCCAGUAUGGGCCAGUACACCAAGCCUGUGUACUCCCUUAAUGGACGAACACACUCCCACACUCACAACGGCCUGAUGAUGGACGACGACACAGGAGAUGAGGAUGAAGCAGAUGAAGAGGUUCUUACAGCUCAGGACCUGGUGGACUUCUCACCAGUCUACAGGUGUUUGCACAUUUACACUGUGCUGGGUGACAGGGAAACAUUUGAGAACUACUACAGGAAACAGAGAAAGAAACAGGCCCGGCUAGUACUGCAACCACAGGCUAACAUGCAUGAGACAGUGGAAGGCUACAGGAGAUACUUCAAUCAGAUUGUUGGGUUCUUUGUUGUGGAGGACCAUAUCCUCCACGCCACACAGGGGCUGGUGACCAGAGCUUUCACUGAAGAGCUGUGGAACAUGGCUCUGUCCAAGAUCAUCGCUGUGCUGCGCACACACUCUUCAUACUGUGAUGACCCAGACCUGGUCCUGGAGCUAAAGAACCUCAUAGUCAUCUUCGCUGACACACUACAGGGUUAUGGUUUCCCGGUGAAUCGCCUGUUUGACCUGCUGUUUGAAGUCAGAGACCAGUACAAUGAAACUCUGCUGAAGAAGUGGGCACUGGUUUUCAGGGAGAUCUUUGAGUUAGACAACUACAGUCCCAUCCCAGUGGAGACAGAGGAGGAGUACAAAUUGGUGAUCAGCCGCUUUCCUUUCCAUGAUGCUGAGAUAGAGAAGCAGGACUUCCCAAAGAAGCUGCCAAUGUCCCAGUCUGUCCCUCAGAUCUACACACAGGUCAAAGAGUUCAUUUACGCCAGCCUCAAGUUCUCAGAGUCACUUCACCGCAGUUCAACAGAAAUUGAUGACAUGUUGCGAAAAUCAACCAACCUGCUGCUGACAAGAACACUCAGCAGCUGUUUGCAAAACCUUAUCAAGAAACCCCACAUAGGACUGACCGAGCUGGUGCAGAUCAUCAUUAACACCACCCACCUGGAGCAGGCCUGCAGGUACCUGGAAGAGUUUAUAACAAAUAUCACCAACGUCUCCCCAGAAACAGUCCAUACUACAAGACUGUAUGGCCUGUCCACAUUCAAGGAUGCUCGUCACGCUGCAGAGGGAGAGAUUUAUACCAAACUCAACCAGAAGAUCGAUGAAUUUAUCCAGUUGGCAGACUAUGAAUGGGGAAUGGCUGAGUCAGACGGUCGUGCCUCUGGAUACCUCAUGGACCUGAUCAACUUUCUGCGGUCUACUUUCCAGGUGUUCACACACCUCCCGAAUAACAACAAUGACCAUGCGUCGAUGUCGGGUAAAGUGGCCCAGACAGCUUGUAUGUCAGCUUGCAAACAUCUGUCCACUUCACUGAUGCAGAUGCUGCUGGACACAGAACUCAAACAGAUCAGUAUGGGGGCCAUUCAGCAAUUCAACUUAGACGUCAUUCAGUGUGAAUUGUUUGCCAGUUCAGAGCCGGUGCCUGGCUUUCAAGGAGACACGCUCCAGCUGGCUUUCAUUGACCUACGACAGCUUCUGGACCUGUUCAUGGUGUGGGACUGGUCGACUUACCUGGCAGACUAUGGUCAGCCAACCUCCAAAUACCUGAGAGUGAACCCAGCCACUGCCUUGGCUCUACUGGAGAAAGUCUACCGAGGGAUGAAGGACACCAGUAAGAAGAACAACAUCUUCUCUCAGUUCAGGAAGAAUGACAGAGACAAACAGAAGCUGAUAGAGACUGUGGUCAAACAGCUGAGGAGCCUGGUCAAUGGCAUGUCCUCCUAAACGCACGCACACACGCACACACAUACACGCACACACACACACACACACACACACACACACACGCAUAUACACAGGAGUGACAUGUCGGUUAAAAAGAGAUAUAAAGGCUGGUACAUGCAUGCAGUCACAUAAACACACUGAACUGCCAAGAGGAAGGACAUUUCACAUGUGAUGAAGUGAUAAAACACAACAUGAGAGUGACAGAACCACACAGGCAAUUUAUACACACAAAUACAGACACACAAAAAGGGACAGAUGGACAGCCUACGUACACACACACACCAAGUAAGGCACAGCAAUACACACACUGUACAAGGCAUGCAGGGAACAGACUCCUAGUAAAUACAAUACACACAUACAUAAAGUUAUAUCCUCUCCUAACUGUUAUACCUGACUGAAUACUCAAUGUAAAUAACACACACACACACACACACACACAUAUAAUAAACAGUUUACUGGACUCUUCCCAGGAGGAUACAGUUAAAUGUUUGUAAAGUAUUUUUAAUGGCUAUGAUAAGACGAACUAUGUUUUGUACAUCUGUGAGAGUGUAAUGAUUGUAGCUGCUGAGGGAGACUGGUACAGGACAGGUCGUAACACUCACAGGUACUGGGACAAUGGGCUCAAAGGUCAACACCUACUGUAUCAUAGGUGAAGGCCAAGAAUAAUUUUCUCUUCUCCUAUUAGAAACCCAAAUCAUACAUUCAACAUGACAACAACUGAAAAUCAGAUUAGAGCAUGUUUGGCCUCCCUGAACUAUUCAGCUAAAAAGACAACAGUUCCUUGUUGUGUCAGGUGAAAGUCUUGUAGAUUUAAUGAAACUAUGAUCAUUUAUAAGCUAAAGAAGAAGCUGUAGCUCAAUGAUGACCAAUCCAGCCAACAUAUCCACUUUAACCAAUUGUGCAUCUGUUUAACAUGGGUCUCAUGUUAAAAGCUAGAAGAAGGUCCAACAAUCCAAACUUUAUUUCAGUAAAGCCUGAUAACAGUCAGAACCUUUCUAAAUCCCAUUGUUUCAGCUGCACAUUGUUGGUAGUUGCAGGUGUCUAUCCUUAAUUGUUACUAUAUAGCAGCUGAAAAAGGAGCUGGGAGUGAAAGUGAAAACAUUACCUCCUUGGCAGAGGUAAAAAUUAGAAAACCAGUUGUUUAUGUGCACAGAAACAAUCAAAGAUCAGAAACUUCCCGCAGGAUUUAGCUGGAUGUUAAGGGGCUCACACACCGCCCAGACUCAAACCAAUGGCCAACUGCCUUUAUCCGACCACUCCAUUGCCUCUCGUCUGACCCAUUCAGCAAAAAAGUUGCAUUAAAACACACCACUUCAGCUACCGCCAACUACACAGUAGCGUGUACAUUCUACGCUUUCGGAGAUGCAACUUCAAGCAUCGCGCACAGUAUUGGCUCAGUGUUCGUUUGACCUGAGAAGACGUUUGUGGAAUACAAUACUUGAUAGUCUCGUUGUCUGCUCUUGGGCUCGUUAAUAUACAAAGACGUUGCAGGAGGGAACGAGUGGUUUGUUUACCAUCGUCACUUCUGCCCCUCCCACGAACACGCUGAUUCGCUACACACCGCCAAUCAGAAUGGUCUUUGAACAGCUAGCAGACAACCAAUCAAAGUCCAAUCCUACGACCAACAACACUCUCAGACGUUGCAAGUUGAAUCUGACCAGACACUCUCAACGCAGUUCCAAACGCUCCCAACACAGCUGACCACACCGAACAGAUUUGUUCCUGAACUCGUCCAAGUCUCCCCAAACAUUUCAGAUGUCCAGCCUUUGGUCCAAUGUGUUCCUGCCUUUAGGUUUCUCUUAUCCUCUGCCCCUCAUCUGGAAACCAGGUCUUCCUGCUCAGUGUCUAUGAGGUAAACAUCAUAGAAUAACUGUGAUCUCAUUAGUAACUUCAACCACAUUCAGAUGGUCAGGACCAUCAGUCUUCUUUCCACAGAAGUAUGGUGUGGAAAUGUAGAUAAAGAUGUUUCUGACAAAGACCGAAUAGAACUCAUUGUCCCAAUCCUUCAACUGUUAGGGUGUAUGCAUGUGUGCAGAAACAAAGUGCCGCUGAGGUCAUGGAUGGAUGAAGGGAUAGAUGAAUGGAUGAUGACGUCUUUAAGGACUGAUGUUCAUGAAAAAAGUGAAGUUUUGUUGAACUUGGUGGCUUUGCUUCCAGUUUGUCUUCUUUUCUGCUUCACAUUACACACUGAACCCCCCUGAGAUUAUGGAGGAGUUCAGUGUUUGCAUGACUACGACACAUGGCUGUCACUUGCCAGGAAGCACGAUGAAUAUUAACCUGUUCUCUGCACAUGGGGCGCCCAUUAGCUCAGGAGCAGGCAUCCCGUGUACAGAGGCCUUGUCCUCGCUGCAGCGGCUCCGGGUUCAAGUCCCAGCCUGAGGCCCUUUACUGCGUGUCACCCCCCUCUCUCAUCCUGUUUCCUGUCAUCUCUGAAGCUGUCCUGUCAGUUAAGACAUAUUAAGAGAAACAUUGUAUGUAAUGUAAAAGAAUUAGGAUAAAAUAUGAAAAGUGGCUUUUAAAAUGAUUUGGUCCAUCUUGAGUUUGCACACAGUUUGAAUAGUAUAACACCAAAUAAUGCAGUCUGUUACACAAAUUCCUGUAGACAUUGUCCAGGUCAUUGCAGGCUGUUGUACUGGAUUAUGUCAGAUGAUGCAGGUGAACACAUCCAGGCUUUUUUUAGCAAACACUUAAAGGAAGUGAUCAGGAUUUUGCUUUGGAAUGUCACUGACCAAUGCGUGAAGGAUUCCUAAUGGAGGCUUUGCGUGUGAUGUCAUGAUAUGUGAAAUUCACCACCGUAACACAAAAUGACACAUGGUAUGAACAUCGAUCAGUAUCUGGAUAUGUUCAGUGUGAAUGCUAGAAAUAGGAAUGUGAUUGGAUCAGCCAGACUACCUCUGGAGAUGUUCUGUGGUCAGAUCUCAGCCAGGCAGUUUGGAAACAUAAAAAAAAUUGAUACUUAAAUAUAAACUAAAAGCUGAGUGACAUUGCAGGAGCCAAUUCAUUAGAUUUUAAGCAGCUUUUUCUGGAGCCACAAAAGGCUGCAUAUCUUCACACCUUCCCCCAAUACCUGUGAAAACACUCUAAUGUAGAAAAUUGGUGGAAUUAUCCUUUAUCUCCAAGCGCAAAUAAACAGGCCUGAUCAUAUGAAUGCACACCUAGGUCACAUAUUAACACCAGGUGAGGGGGUCUAAAUUGUUCCCAGCACUUUUGAGCAGCCACAGACCAACAGACGUGUUGUAUGAACCACAGUAAAAUCUGAUGACUUGUAAUUAUACCAGAGUUUUUCUCAGAUAAGUUUGUGCUCCUCCCGGCCUCCCAGCUCUGCUCAUUCAUAGCAGCCGUUUGGCUUCUCAGUGGUGGUGAGGCUGAUCAGGCAGUUUCAUGUAGAACAACAUCAGUGCGUGCCCUCUUGCUCCCUCUGUAGCUCCUGUCAGAUGAGGGUUGAGGACGUGGUUUUUGUGAUUUAAACCACAGUUUUUUUUUCUUGCAACCCUCUCAAACUACUGGACUCAUGCUUGCAAGUAAACAAGACCUCCUUGGGGAAUCGUUAUGUUAUUAGUGAUUAUAUAUACAUAUAUAUUUAACAGUUAACUUGCAUUCUGAAUUAUUUUCUUUUUGUUCCUCAGGGUGAAAUGAAGCUUUAGAAUCUCAUAGCCCAUAUAUAUCCACAAAGCACAGCAAUAAUGAAUUGGUUCCUGUACAGCCUCACAGGGAGGUUGAUGCUUAUCUAAAAACUGAACAUGACUCCUGAUGACAGGCAUUUUAUAUUGAGACUGUUUCUAUUCUGUUUAUUUGUUGGGUCUGUGCUCCACUCUCAGCAGGCAUUUUUGCACUGAAACUGAUUGAGGUUCUUUCUUUUUAAUGUUUUGCCUUUUUUAAAGAUUUGCUUGUAAAUGCCACUGUAUAUACUGCAUAUUUUGUAAAGAAAAUAUUACAGCAGUUUGUCUGCUGCAAACAGAAUUGGAGGUUGACACUGAUAUGCACCUCCACCAACACUCAAAGUAAAUAUGUAAUUAAUAAGAGUUUGAAUUUGCGUUUGUUGCUUACUUUGUGACACUGUGAGGAGCUCACAUAUUUACAUUGGUACCUUCUCUCCACUAAUUCACAUGGUUCAAACAUGAAAAUGCUGUAUUGUGUUCUAGCAAAGAUCCUAUGACAACAUUCCAACAUGAAGUAUGUAAAUACUGGUCCUAAAGAAUGUAACUAUCUGCUCCUAGAUAUUAUAAGAUAAAUGACAUUUCCAAAUUAAGUUUCAUACAAAGGGUUUCCUUCUGAUCUGGAGGGGUGUACCCAGCCUCCCCUGCUAUGAGUAAUCAGUGAUCCAUUUUACCAUGAAUUCUCAAAUAAAAGCGUUCAUAUAAUGA